GUGGUGGCCGCGGUGGUGCAGGAGGAAGGCCCGCGGACGUGCAACAAGUUAAGAGGCCGCCGCCGUCGACGUCGCUGUCGCCGCCAGCGUUCUCGGCACGAUGUGACAUGGAUAUCCUCGCCGUAGCCUGCGCCCUCGUCGCGACGGCACUCUACUGUAACACCCUGCAAGCGGGUUUCGUCUAUGAUGACCGAAGAGCCAUCCUGACGAAUCCUGACCUGCUGUCGAGCACGCCGUGGUACCGGCUGCUCGAGAAUGACUUCUGGGGAACACCGCUGACGGAGCGUGGUUCGCACGGUAGCUAUCGACCGCUCUGCGUGGCCACUUUCCGUCUGAAUCAUUUUCUGGGUGGUCUUGAACCCUGGGGCUAUCAUCUGGUGAAUGUGGCGUUGCACGCCGGCUGCACUGUCCUCGUAGUCAGGGUCGCCAGAAAGGUCCUGCCAGGAAGGAGCAAUCUCGCGCACGCGAUCACGGGUUUCCUGUUUGCGGUCCAUCCCAUUCACAGUGAGGCUGUGGCCGGUAUAGUCGGACGUGCCGACCUUCUUGCCUGCUUCCUGACCUUGACAUCUUUCCUGACGUACUCGGCCCAUUGUAAUCGCACCAGAUCGCCAUUUCCUCUGCUGCUGGCCCUGGUGUCGUCGACGUUGGCCACCUUCGCCAAAGAAACGGGCAUAUCGUCCCUGGCUCUCUGCCUUCUGUGGGAGCUCUGUCGCGGCGAGCCAAGUCGAAAGGGCAACUGCGGAUUCACCCGGGGUCGCAGCGUCGGCAUUCUGUCAGGCAGUCUGGCGUUACUCGCGCUGGGCCGGAUCAGGCUCGCGGGUAUCAGGCCGGAGUUUGCCAGCGCGGACAAUCCAACGGCGAGGCAUCCGUCGCGCUUGACGCGCGGCCUCACGUUCCUCUAUCUGCCGGCGGCGAGCGCGAGAAUGCUGCUGUGUCCCAGCACCUUGAGCUUCGACUGGUCGAUGGACGCCGUGCCGCGAAUAACGAGCCCGUUGGACCCGCGGAAUUUGGAGUCGGUGUGUCUGUACGUCGCUUUGAUCGCCGCCGUUUUCUGGGCCGUGCGCGGCCUGCGACGGCCGUGCCGCCGGGAGUCGACGACGACGACGACGGCGACGUUCGGACUGCUCCAGGCGUAUCCACGCUCCGCGUCCUCCAGGUGUCCCGUGUGCGCAGGCAGACGCACGGGCGGCUGUCACACGGACGGCUGCAGGGCGGCCAAUAACAACAACAACAGUCCGCUAGGUGAUUGUCAUUGUGCCAAGAGGCCGAACAACGGUGGUGGCAGCGGCGCAUCUGGCGUCGGCCGGCACACGGCAGCUACCGCUGUCGCCGUGUCCUUGGGCUUCCUCGUGUUUCCUUUCCUGCCGGCGAGCAAUUUGUUCUUCUACGUUGGCUUCGUGAUAGCCGAAAGGAUAUUGUACCUGCCCAGCGUGGGCGCCUGCCUGGUGGUCGGCGCCGCGGUCUCCGGAUGCUACCGGAUAGCGAGAAGAAACGGCUCCAGGACGCGCGGCAGGGCGGUACUGUUAGCGACGGCGAUCCUUAUCGCCGCCAUGUCGACGAAGACGCUCGUGAGGAACGCCGACUGGAGGGACGAGGAGAGCUUGUACAGAUCCGCGUUGCACGUCAAUCCGCCGAAAGCUUAUGGCAACUUGGGCAGCAUUCUCAGCGAGCAAGGGCGAGUAGCCGAGGCGGAGGAAGCUUUCGUCCAGGCGCUUCGUUAUCGACCGAACAUGGCGGACGUGCACUACAACCUGGGCAUCUUGCAGCAGAGCAGGAAGAAUUAUGAGGAGGCGAUUUUGAGUUAUCAACGAGCAAUCCACUUCCGACCUUCGUUAGCUCAGGCUUACGUGAAUCUGGGAGCCGCGCUGAUUUCAGUCGGACGCGGCACCGAAGCGGCUGCGGUUUUGCGCGCUGGCGCAUCCUUGGACGGCACCGGUCUGAAGGACAAAAGGGCUCACGAAGCGGCCAGGGUGCAGGCCCUCCUUCAAUUAGGCGCGCUGUAUGCCGAUCAGGGUAGAUUACAAAGAGCCCUGUCGGCGUACAGGGAAGCCCUGCACGCCCUGCCGGAUCACUAUCCACCUCAGAGCGUGUACAAUUUGCUGGGCGAGACGCUGUCGAGGCUGCAACAGUAUGCGGAAGCGGAGAGGUGGUUCCAGGCAAGUUUGGCCAGCCAGCCUGACCACGUGCCGGCCCACAUCACUUACGGGAAACUUUUGGCACGGAACUCGAGCCGCGUCCUGGAAGCGGAGAGAUGGUUCCUGAGGGCCCGCAGGUUAGCGCCGGACGACCCCAGCGUGCACCACCAUUACGGGCUGUUCCUGACGUCGCAGGGUCGACUGGUGGAAGCCGCCGAGGAGCAGCUGCGAGCGGCCGAGCUGUCGCAGUCCGACUACGAGCUGUCCGUCGCGGCGGCCUCGGCGCUGAGGCAGGCCGAUCGUCGCGAAGAGGCCGAGGUCUGGUACCGACACGCGGCCAGCCUCAGGCCGCACGAGGCUCGCAGUCACACGAACCUCGGCGCGAUCCUACACCUGAACGGCAAGUACAAGCAGGCCGCCGCGGCGUACAGGGAGGCUCUCAGGUUGCAGCCGGGUGACGCGACGACCAUAACGAAUCUGCACAAACUCGCGGCGAUCUUGGCGUGACCUGAACGAGCCGGCGACGACGCAGGUGGUGACGGACAAGCGAGAGAAGAAGACGAAGAGGCGAGGAGAGACGAGAGACGGCGAGCACGAAGAUGGUGUGUGUAUCAUACGACCCCCGCGCGCGGCGAGGAGGAGGACCCCUUCUUACCGACUUUACCGUGUACCCCGAGAACUCCCACUGACCCGAUCUUCCUACCGAUAUUCGUUUAUAUCUCUGCGUCGGUGACACGCGCGUUCAUGUCGACGUCGUUCGCGUCGACGUCGCGCGACCGACUCGUAUCGCCUGCUAUGGUAUGUAAAGAAUAAAGCUUCCUUUAUUUUUCUCUAAUACA
Odontomachus brunneus is the source of this 2974-nucleotide messenger RNA. RefSeq names its product protein O-mannosyl-transferase TMTC2 (gene Tmtc2). Lineage: Eukaryota; Metazoa; Arthropoda; Insecta; Hymenoptera; Formicidae. Gene Ontology annotation, cellular component: endoplasmic reticulum membrane. Gene Ontology annotation, biological process: protein O-linked glycosylation via mannose. Gene Ontology annotation, molecular function: protein binding; mannosyltransferase activity. The record is from RefSeq and is a predicted model, not a curated record. The transcript has 10 exons. The coding region runs from base 108 to 2642 and encodes 844 amino acids.